GCCCUAUUAAGAAGGUGAAGUCGAGCUGACACUGAAGUCAUGUCGAUCUUCAUUGACUUUGAUGAGGUUUAUGACAGUCUACCGAAUGAAACCAUCCAUGAUAACCACACAGUCUUUGUUGUGGACCCCAAAACUUUAUCCUGUGAAAUCCAGCCCCUGGGCACCACCCCAGCGGUGGUGUUGGGAGUUGUCAACAUAGCCAUCUUCUUAUUAGCAGUGCCAGGAAAUGUCUUGGUGGGCUGGGUGAUUGUGACCAGCCGCCAGGCACUGACCACCUCCGACGUUUACCUGUUCCAUUUGACGAUAGCCGACGGCCUGAUGGCUUUGACCAUUCCAUUCUGGGCUUCGGCGGUUAUCCAGGGUUGGCUUUUUGGAGACUUCAUGUGUAAGAUCAUCAGCCUUAUAUUCGAGGCAAACUUCUACACCAGCAUCCUCUUCCUGGCCUGCAUCAGCAUUGAGCGCUAUCUUGUUAUAGUGCGCUCGAGUGACCCUCUCAAGAGGCAGCAGAGGAUGUGCAGCAGGCUCUUAUGUGCCGCAGUGUGGGCCCUCGGCUGGGCCCUUGCUCUGCCAGCUCUCUUUCAUGAUGCCAUCAAGUUAGGCCCCGAUUCGGACACGAUCAUCUGCUCGGAGACCUUUGACAUUGGCAGCUCGUCGUCAUGGAGGUUUGCCACUCGUGGCUUUCGCCACAUUUUCGGCUUCUUGCUUCCUCUGGUUGUCAUGGUGACCUGCUACAGCAUCACGAUCGCGAGGCUGCUGAGGACGCGUGGAUUCCAAAAGCACCGGGCGAUGCGAGUGAUCAUCGCUGUGGUCAUUGCGUUUCUCCUCUGCUGGACUCCAUACCAUUUCACCUUAAUGGUGGACACACUCAUGAGAGGAGACCUGGUCACCUUUGACUGUGCCAUGAGGAGAUCCGUCAACAAGGCCAUUGUUAUCACAAACAGUUUGGCUCUGCUGCACAGCUGCAUCAACCCUGUCCUUUACGCCUUUGUGGGAGAGAAGUUUAAGAGCAGGAUGAAGUUGCUUGUUCAAAGGAAAGUCAGACAGGCUCAAGGUUCAAGCUCAAGCUCAAGGUUCAGCAGGUCUACAUCGCAGUCAUCACUGGGCCAAGGAGCCAUACUGUGAAACCUUGUCGGUGAAAAGUGAAAAAUGGAAAACUUUCACUCCGUUUGUCAAUCUAUACCUGAUAUGAGAGUGAAAAUGUUUAGUUCACCUAAUCCAAAGAUCUAUCAAGUCAGACUCCUCCUCACUGCCGAGGUCUGAAACGACAUACAACUGGGAGAAUAAAGCUGUGGACAGCGGAGUUGGGCAGUGGACUAAAGAUGGAUUGACAAAACUUGUUAGCUGUUGACUGAUGCUGGGAACAUUGUCAGUCAUCACAACCAGAACUAAAUGCAAUGUGCGCA
Messenger RNA from Synchiropus splendidus (mandarinfish), 1403 nucleotides. Its product is annotated as C-X-C chemokine receptor type 2-like. The transcript is spliced from 2 exons. Bases 40 to 1122 code for a protein of 360 amino acids. Gene Ontology annotation, biological process: G protein-coupled receptor signaling pathway; immune response; neutrophil chemotaxis. Gene Ontology annotation, molecular function: C-X-C chemokine receptor activity. The record is from RefSeq and is a predicted model, not a curated record. Gene Ontology annotation, cellular component: membrane. Lineage: Eukaryota; Metazoa; Chordata; Actinopteri; Syngnathiformes; Callionymidae.